Molecule: messenger RNA, 345 nt
Organism: Aphis gossypii (cotton aphid)
Lineage: Eukaryota; Metazoa; Arthropoda; Insecta; Hemiptera; Aphididae
Product: short stature homeobox protein 2-like
Exons: 2
Coding region: 1-345 (114 amino acids)
Source: RefSeq, a predicted model, not a curated record
AUGACUCACGGCUAUCUGUUUGCCUCCGAUAACGGAUACUACAAUUCAGAUAGAGCAUGCGUUGAAAUGUUUUUUGUAGACUCGACUUCAUGUUUAGAAUGGUUCAAUAGUUUGGAAAUGGCUAAAAAAGAACUUAUCAAGGAAGAAGAUGUUUUACACAUUUUUGCUCAAAAUGGCCCAAGAAGGAUGAACUUAAAGGUGCCCACACACUGCAGUGGUGGCGGUGGCGGUGGCGGUGGUGGUGGCGGUGGCGGUGGCGGUAGCGGUGACAGUAGCGGUGGCAGGGGCGGUGGCAGUGACGGAACGUUACAAUGCGUCCUGGCCCAAUUUUACCGCCAUCGUUGA